Molecule: messenger RNA, 2349 nt
Organism: Exaiptasia diaphana
Lineage: Eukaryota; Metazoa; Cnidaria; Anthozoa; Actiniaria; Aiptasiidae
Product: zinc finger CCCH domain-containing protein 14
Exons: 14
Coding region: 60-1967 (635 amino acids)
Biological process (GO): mRNA processing; regulation of mRNA stability
Cellular component (GO): nucleus; cytoplasm
Molecular function (GO): poly(A) binding; metal ion binding
Source: RefSeq, a predicted model, not a curated record
UCCUGGGUUUCCAGAAAACCUUGAAUGGAUUUAGUAUUAGUGAAGGACMUAGAAAAAAGAUGGAUUUAGGAUCAGAAAUUAGCCAGCAAAUAAAGACCUCCAUCAAGACAAAACUACAAGAUUUGGGAUCCUAUGUUGAUGAUGAGCUACCUGAAUACAUAAUGGUCAUGUUAAGUAAUAGAAGAGGGAAGAAGCAAAUGACAGAAGACUUGAUGUUGUUUCUUGGAGAGAAUACAGUCAAGUUUAUUGACUGGCUGGUGAACCUUGUUGAAAAGCUAAAAGAUGUUGCAAGUUUAGUUGAGGUUGAUGAAGAACCAGAAAAGGCACCAGUAUCUCAAGAGGUACCACCAAUUAUUGCACCAGAAAAGGAACCYACACCAAGUAAGACUGAUAAAGAACAAAUCAGCAGAAAAGCAGCAUCAAGAGAGAAGAGAAAAAGUCCCUCAAAGUCUACAUCUAAAGAAYGUUCAAGUAGCCACUCUAAGUCCAACAAGUCUGGCAGUAGUAAAAGUGAAAAAUCAAAGGGGAGUUCAAGUAAUAGACGUUCUAGUUCUGAAUCAAAACAUUCUAGCAGGAAAAGAAGACUGUCUGAAUCAGAUGAUGAAGUAUCAACAGUUAUUACACCAAUUUCAAGUGUUGUCAAAGUCCAAGAAAAAAGACCCUCUUUACCGCCAUCUAAACAAGCAACAAGCUCACUACUAAGAAAAGCAGUGGCCGCAGCACACAUGUCAGUAACUAAAGUAAUGCAUAGCUUAACAUAUGACCCAACAUCACCUCCAUCACCUAUCAAAGUACAAAGUCUUGAAGAAAAACAACAACAAAAAGAGCUUCUUCUGCAACAACAUCGAGAACUACAAAAACAACUGCAAACAAAUGAAAUUCCUGUAGAAGAAGAARCAGUCAACAGUGAUCAACCAGAAAAUGGCUAUUAUCAAAACACAGAGAAAGAUYRUUUAGAAACUGAGGAAAAACAACAAGAAACAACAUCUAAGACUGAGCCYGAWUUGAUAAACGAACCAGUGAUUGAACUUCAAGUAUCUGAGGCUGAGGCUUUAGAACUGAAUGCUGAAUUAGUUACUAAGGGAGAUACGCGUAUUGUAGCAUUUGCAGAUAGUCAAACAGCAUCAACUGAACCUGAGGAAGAUAAACAUAAGCGCAAACGAAAGCGUGCUGUCAAAUCCAGAGAUCGACCUAAAAGUCCCAAGUUUAUUGUUACCUUGGAUGGCGUUGACAGUGAGCUUGAAGACAAGUUCGAAAAACAUAAGAAAACACCAAAAAAYCCCAAAUCCGAAUUUGACGACUUUGUUGAAAUAGAUACAWCUAKCAUGCCUGUUGCACAACCAACUGAAUCUUUACCAGAAAAUACACCACCUCCAUCUGUUGAACAGGUUAUGUUUAGYCUGGAUAAUACAAGCGAUGAUGAGGAAAUGCAUCAAAUGCAAGUUGCCAGUCGACCACCAGAAAAGUGUAAAUUCUGGCCAGAUUGUAUGAAUGGACCAAACUGCCCGUUCUUUCACCCAUCAAUGCCAUGCAGAACAUUUCCCAACUGUAAAUUUGCCGACAAGUGUUUAUUUAUUCAUCCUCUUUGUAAAUUUGAUGGCAGGUGUGCUAACACGUCUUGUCCGUAUUUACAUAAAAACAAACUACAAGCAAAACCUCCAGCAUUAAUAAAACCACCUCCACAACCACCAGUUCCUAAAGUUGACGAAGCAUUACCAACACUCGCACAAAUCACCCCUUGUAAAUUUUAUCCUGGAUGCACACGAACCAAUUGUCCGUUUUUACAUCCAAAACCAACAGUAACAAAGGUAUGUCGAUAUGGUAGUUCAUGUUCAAGAGCUGACUGCAUAUUCACUCAUCCGCCAAAUAAGUCUGCACUAAAAUGGGUUGCUCCAUCAUUACAUAUCAGUGAAAGAAGUUUUGCUCUUCCAGAAGAAAACGUCAAAAAGAUGCCCAURGCUUUUUAACCCAAUUUGCUCAUGUAAACAUUUCUUACUUGCCAAAUAGAAUUGAAGAGAGUUUAUUUUACAUACUUUUUUAAUGUUGGUAAAGUGAUGAUGAAUUGCAAAGCCUGUAGGCACGAGUAUUAACUGCUCCAUGCAUACAAAAAAUCACAAAAUGAUUGUCAACACUGUAACUACAAAUUUAAAAUCAAUAUUAGUUCAAUGAAUAAUUCAGGAUUGUUUUAUUUGUAAAAACCAUUGUACAUACCCAUGUUGUGUUAGAGUUACGUCUUAUUCGUUAUGCCUAUUUUUAUAAACGGUAGCCAAAAAAAUCAUUACAUGUUUUGCUUUUUAAUGAAGAGAAUGUAAGACUUUUCAUCUCAGUAAAUUGUCAUUUUUUGUGUCA